AUGAACCAAGAGGGCGCCACUUUUGUCCACCAUCUGGCUCGCCAGGCCCAGUUGUUAUCCUGUCUACACUGGCUCAGCACAUUCCAAGUGCUGGCCUGUAUACCUCUCACACAAUCUGUUCCCAUCCAAGAUGUAGCCGACCUGGCUGGUGUCCCCGUCUCGCACCUCCUACGCGUUGUGCGCGCAACGGCAACAGUAGGAUUUCUCCAUGAGCCGGAGCCAGAAUUUGUAGCACAUACACCACUAUCGAGCCAGUUUGUCACAAAACCCUCGCUCAUCGAUGCCGUUCUCUUCAUCUGUCAUACUGCCAUGCCUACCGGUCUCCAGAUGGCCGAGGCGACUCGGCUACAGGUGCAUUCGACGGACAGCUCGCCAUGCGCUUACGCCUUGGCCUCUCGCUCGGUCAAGGGCCGUGGUUCUGAGAAUGGCCAACAGCCGAACUUGCAUCGCCAGCUCAUGGCAUAUCAGCGCUUGUCUAACCGUGCUCUGGACGAUUGCGUCACUCAGCUACUCUCAAGCUUGGACUGGUCUCACUUGGAUGGUGCCACGGUUGUCCAGGUUGGCCCUCCCUCAACUGCUGCCGCACGAGCCUUGUCCGGGGCGAAUGCAAACGUUCGCUUCAUAGUGCAGAUGUAUGACCGCCCAAAAGCGGCAAUAGAGACAGCCAACCUUGAGUCCGGCAACGUCGUGGUCCAGCAGAGGAUGAGAGGAGCACCGCAGCUCGUCGAAGACGCGUCCGUCUACAUCAUACACUCUCCGCAUCUGUCCGUGCACCAUACUACUGACGAUCUCCGCACCCAAUUCAUCAUCGAGAUCAAAGCCCAUCUCCGCUUGCUUAAGAAUAGGCCAAACGCUCAACUAAUUCUUGUCGCUCAAGUGAUACCUGAGCCAGGGACCGCUGAUGCCGAAGUCGAGGCGGCCUCACGCUUCUACGACUUGAGUUUGCUGCAGAUGGCAAAUGACCAAGCUUUGGGAUUUGAGCAGUUGGUGGACAUGGUCAAUGACAUCCGUGAUAAUACCGGACGACUCGUCGUCACCAACAAGUUGUGCUCCAGAGACCACUCAGUGGCAGCAUUGCAAGUGAAGAUCGCAUCGUUUGAGGAUGAUCAAGGUAAUUAA
This is a messenger RNA of Bipolaris oryzae ATCC 44560, 1119 nucleotides long. RefSeq lists its product as uncharacterized. The coding region runs from base 1 to 1119 and encodes 372 amino acids. Gene Ontology annotation, molecular function: methyltransferase activity. NCBI's taxonomy places the organism in Eukaryota, Fungi, Ascomycota, Dothideomycetes, Pleosporales, Pleosporaceae. The record is from RefSeq and is a predicted model, not a curated record. The transcript is spliced from 3 exons.